This is a messenger RNA of Cryptotermes secundus, 2128 nucleotides long. Its product is annotated as acetyl-coenzyme A transporter 1. The record is from RefSeq and is a predicted model, not a curated record. The transcript has 8 exons. Gene Ontology annotation, molecular function: acetyl-CoA transmembrane transporter activity. Lineage: Eukaryota; Metazoa; Arthropoda; Insecta; Blattodea; Kalotermitidae. The coding region runs from base 296 to 1876 and encodes 526 amino acids. Gene Ontology annotation, cellular component: membrane.
UAUGACAGUCAACGUGUCUCAAGUAAUUGUACGUGGAGUGAUUUUUUGUGUAAGGAAGAGUGGCAUGCCAAGUUAGGUCACGUUUGGUUGUUAUUAGACCGUAAUCUUGAGCCGAUUUUAUGCCGCGUUCCAAAAACAAAAAUAUCCUGCUUAAACUUUUUCGGUGUAAUCUCAGGGUCAUCACCAAUAUUGGAAGCAUGACGUGUUCAUAACCUAUGCUAAUACCAUUUGUUUUCCAGAAAGCCAUAUGCUUUACUGUUUAUGUGCAAGUUGAGUGGUCAGAAUUUUUAAAAUCAUGAGUACUCGUAAACGUGUAGGGGGGGAUGUGCGUAAUAAAUCUGUAACAUUGGAAGAUGGGUUUGGGACAGGGAAUCCAAGAGUUGAAGAAAGUAGUGAUAUGAAAGGAGAUGAAUGGAAUAUUGCUAUUUUAUUUUUCUUGUAUGUAUUACAAGGCAUACCACUGGGUCUUAGCUCAGCAAUUCCCAUGUACUUACAAAACAGAGGUGUUAGCUACAGGCAACAAGCACAGUUUAGCUUUGUUCACUGGCCAUUCAGUGUGAAACUUCUUUGGGCGCCAAUAGUGGAUUCAUUAUUUUCAACCCGAUUUGGGCGAAGGAAGUCAUGGCUAAUUCCAGCACAGUAUCUGAUUGGAUUUUUUAUGAUUUUUCUAUCUGGCAAAGUUGAAGAUUGGUUAGGCUCUGAUCAUUUCAACAUGCAUGCACCAAACAUAGCUAUUCUUACAUUCUGCUUCUUCUGCCUUAACUUCCUGGCUGCAACACAAGAUAUUGCCGUUGAUGGAUGGGCACUCACAAUGCUCAAAAGGCGCAAUGUAGGCCAUGCAUCAACUUGUAACAGUGUUGGUCAGACUGCUGGAUACUUCCUAGGCUAUGUAAUUUUUGUGGGAUUGGAAUCAGCAGAGUUUUGCAACGCUUACUUACGAAGAGAUCCAUUGCCACAUGGAAUUGUCACUUUACCAGGAUUCCUGUAUUUUUGGGGUAUUGUUUUCCUGUUUUCAACAACUUUAGUAGCAAUAUUCAAGAAAGAAUGUUCCUCUAGAGAGAGACAUAUAGAAGCAGAACCCAAUUUGGGAGUUGCACAAGCCUACCACCUGCUAUGGAACAUCACACGGUUACCUUCCAUACGUACAACUGCACUGAUACUGCUUACAAGCAAAGUUGGCUUCAGUGCUUGUGAUGCAGUGACUAGUUUGAAGAUGAUUGAUGCAGGAUUUCCAAAGGAGAAAUUAGCACUUAUGGCAAUUCCUUUAGUUCCAUUACAAAUAAUACUACCCCUUGCCAUUAGUAAAUAUACCGUUGGCCCAAGGCCCAUGAAUAUUUAUAUAUCUGCAUUUCCUUAUAGGCUAUUAUUUGGCAUCAUAGCAGCAGGUUUAGUAUGGAUUACUCCAUUCAUAGUACAAAAUGGUGAUGUUCCAUUGUAUUAUUAUGUAGUUCUCAUCCUCAUUUAUUCACUACACCAGGUUACACUUUAUAGCAUGUUUGUGGCUGUGAUGGCUUUUUUUGCACGAAUAAGUGACCCUGCUGUAGGAGGAACAUAUAUGACUCUUCUGAACACCUUGUCAAACCUGGGAGGAAAUUGGCCUGGUACACUCGCACUCUGGAUGGUGGACAGUCUCACAUAUAAACAGUGUUCUGCACCUGAACUCCAAAACAAUACAUGUAUAACAGCAGAGGAGACAGAGGAAUGUUCAAAAGUUGGAGGCUCAUGUGAUACUUGGAUAGAUGGCUACUUUGUGGAGACUGCACUGUGUACUGUGAUUGGUUGGUUAUGGCUCCUGUGGGGGAAACGCAAAAUAAAUGAACUGCAGUCAAAAAGUCAUCAGGAGUGGCAAGUUGUUCAGCGGAGGGAAGCAAGUUAACCCUGUUUUGAUGUACAGAACUAGAUGAUUUGUUUGUUGAGUGACAGGGCAUAAGUAUUCAAUUGUUGCCAUUAUGUGUUUUUAGUACAACUUGUAUUUUGACAAACCCACAUUCACAUACAUUCAAUUAAAAUAAGAAAGCACAGAAUUACAUGCUUGCUUUCCAACUGUCACAUAUGUUUCAAUUCUACACAUAAUUUAUAUUUUUUACUGUGUAUUUAUACAGUAAACCUUUAUCUAGCAAGGGAGUUA